Molecule: messenger RNA, 3137 nt
Organism: Chilo suppressalis (striped riceborer)
Lineage: Eukaryota; Metazoa; Arthropoda; Insecta; Lepidoptera; Crambidae
Source: the annotation of a GenBank genome assembly
CAGGAUGGAAACUCUCCCAGCGGCAGUUCGAGGUCUAGCACCGACGAAGUGACACUGCCAAUGCCACAAAAUAAGAACUACGGCGCAAUAGGGGGCGUGGAGAAGGUGACAUACACCUGGGCGGACAUCAACGCCUUCACCACCGAGGCCAGGAACAGGAGGCGCUUCUGGACCUUCUGGCGGGCCUCCAAUGACCGCAUGUUCCGGCAGAGGAAGCAACUACUGAGAAACGUCAACGGCGCGGCUUACGCGGGCGAGCUGCUCGCCAUCAUGGGGUCAUCCGGGGCGGGAAAGACCACCCUUCUGAACACGCUGACGUUCCGCACGCCCAGCGGGGUGGUGUCCAGCGGGACUCGGGCACUGAACGGCCAGCCAGCUACGCCCGAGGCUCUGACAGCACUGUCAGCGUAUGUGCAGCAACAAGACUUAUUUAUAGGAACGCUUACUGUGAGAGAGCACCUAAUAUUCCAGGCAUUGGUCCGUAUGGAUCGACAUAUUCCAUACGCGCAGCGCAUGCGACGUGUCCAAGAAGUCAUCUCUGAGUUGGCGCUAUCGAAGUGCCAGAACACGGUGAUAGGGAUCCCAGGUCGACUGAAGGGCAUUUCAGGCGGGGAGAUGAAGCGGCUAUCCUUUGCCAGCGAAGUACUUACGGAUCCACCGCUCAUGUUCUGCGACGAACCUACCUCAGGCCUGGACUCUUUCAUGGCACAGAAUGUCAUACAGGUAUUAAAAGGACUGGCACAGAAGGGCAAGACUGUGGUGUGCACUAUUCACCAGCCGUCUUCCGAGCUCUACGCCAUGUUUGAUAAACUGCUAAUUAUGGCUGAUGGCCGUGUAGCCUUCCUCGGCUCACCGGACCAGGCGACAGAGUUCUUCAGGGAUCUAGGAGCUGCGUGCCCCGCAAACUACAAUCCGGCGGACCACUUCAUCCAACUGCUGGCUGGCGUGCCGGGUCGCGAGGAAGCCACACGGCACACCAUCGAUACGGUCUGCACGGCCUUCGCCAAGUCGGACAUCGGGUGUAGAAUUGCCGCGGAAGCUGAGAACGCACUGUUUCACCAGCGAAAACUCCAUGAUGGCUGGACAGACAUGGCAUGGGCGGGAGCGGCGGCGCUUCGCUCGCAUCGCUCGCCGUACAAAGCCUCGUGGUGCGCUCAAUUCCGAGCAGUGCUCUGGCGUUCCUGGCUCUCCGUCACUAAGGAACCUAUGCUCAUCAAAGUGCGAUUCCUACAGACAAUAAUGGUGUCGAUACUGAUCGGCGUGAUCUACUUCGGGCAGCACCUGGACCAAGACGGCGUGAUGAACAUCAACGGAGCCAUCUUCAUGUUCCUCACCAACAUGACCUUCCAAAACAUCUUCGCUGUCAUCAACGUAUUCUGCUCUGAGCUACCGAUCUUCAUACGCGAGCACCAUUCGGGGAUGUACCGUGCGGACGUAUACUUCCUAUCGAAGACGUUGGCGGAGGCGCCAGUAUUCGCGACCAUUCCUCUGGUGUUCACCACCAUCGCUUACUACAUGAUCGGUCUGAACCCAGCGCCUGAGAGGUUCUUCAUAGCGUCGGGGUUGGCCGCACUUAUAACCAAUGUUGCUACUUCGUUUGGUUACUUGAUAUCUUGCGCGAGCAGCAGCGUGAGCAUGGCGGCCUCAGUGGGCCCGCCCAUCAUCAUACCGUUCAUGCUUUUCGGUGGCUUCUUCCUCAACUCAGGAUCUGUACCGCCUUACCUCAGCUGGAUAUCUUACCUGUCCUGGUUCCGGUACGGCAACGAGGCGCUACUGGUGAAUCAAUGGUCGGGCGUGGAGACCAUCGCCUGCACCAGGGAGAACUUCACCUGUCCCGCCUCGGGGCAAGUGGUGCUGGAGACGCUCAGCUUCUCAGAGGAUGACUUCAAUAUGGACGUGAUAAACAUGGUGUUGCUUUUCAUCGGAUUCAGACUAUUGGCGUACAUAGCACUGUUGAUGCGAGCACGUCGAGCUAAAUGAUUCUACAUAUAGAAAAAAUAUAUUAUAGCCAAUUAAACAUAUAAUUUCCCACAGGGUUGCCAAAGUACAAAAACAAAGUGACAUUUUGUAAAAAAUAAAGCAUGUUUGUUCAUUAAAAAAAAGAUUUUUAAAGUGAAAAAGUUUAAGAUAGUUUUUUUAGUAUUCAUAACAAGUCUUCACUUACAAUCUUUAAGAACCAAUGAGCUAUAGAUAUUUUUAAACGGAUUUCUAUCGGUUUUCUGUCCUAAGAAAAUCCUUCGUUAUAAUCUAAAUGUAUUUUUUUAUUCCAAUGUAAGUAUAAAGUUCGGGUAGGUAGCUAAUUGAAGUAAAAUACUUAUGUUAUAUGAACCAAUAUUUCUCUGCUGAUAAAUUAACAUCUACAAUUUAAAUCGACCUACAGGGUUUAUUUAAGUAAGAAACUAAGUUUUUUUUGUUAUUUGUGAGAAUUUUUACUAGUUGAUGAUUGUAUCACAUCUAUACCAUACUCAGUAGUUCCUUUAUAAAUCGAACUUUUUAAUGCGCUUUAUUUAUAACAAUAUAAACACUGUUACAAUAAAAAAAAACUGAAUAAUUGCACUGCGGGACUUGCGACUUCGGAAUGCGACUUAUUUUCUGAAAUCAAACCUAAACUCAACUACCUGAUAAAAUAUCCCAAUAAUUUCUAAUUCGUUUUAAUUAUAUUUGACCCAAAACAGGUUUUUUUUUUUAGUUUUUUUUAAUUAUUAUAGCCAAAUAUUUUUUUAUAUCAUGUUAGUCCAUUAUUUGCCUACUUAACAAUAGUUCAUAUUUGCUCUACUGUACCCCUAGCAAGAACCAUUAUCGAAUUCGAAUAGUUUGCAAACCGAAAUGUCAAUGUCAAAUUUUGUAUGGAAACUUGAACAGCAGCGGCACAAAGUACAUAACGAGAACUAAAAAUCAGUACACAUUUGACAAUGACAUUUCAGACUCGCAAACAAUACGAAUUCGAUAUUGGUUCGUGCUAAGGGUACUGCAUACUUACAUUUGUUUUUGUAUGUAGUCAUUAUACUUACUUUAUUUUGAGUUGACGUUUUAAACAUUUUAUUUUUAUGUUACUAUAAGAUUAUGAAAUGACUGUUAUGUGUAAUACAUAUGAUUUAUAAAUAUAGUACAAAAUAAAAGUGCCUAUCAUGUGUUCU